Messenger RNA from Thrips palmi, 2782 nucleotides. Its product is annotated as ubiquitin domain-containing protein 1. The transcript has 5 exons. The record is from RefSeq and is a predicted model, not a curated record. The coding region runs from base 309 to 1013 and encodes 234 amino acids. Lineage: Eukaryota; Metazoa; Arthropoda; Insecta; Thysanoptera; Thripidae. Gene Ontology annotation, molecular function: protein binding.
GCGUUGUCGGUCUUUGUCUGUCUCCCAGUCUCUGCCCGCAUGGCAAGAGAGAGGUCUGGGUAAUUCUACCUUUCGAACGCGAUUCCUGGGGUGCAGCAGCACUUGCUCACAAGAGCAGAGCAAGAGUCCACACAUCUGGGACUGGGGGCUCCGGGGACUGUUUUCCUUCUGCGAAUUUGCGACGUUUUAUCGGGCCCAAGAACACCGCAGAAGAAUGAUCGAGUUUGGAAAAUGCGGGCGACAUACGAGGCGAGCCUGAGUGGCCGGUCUGUCAUGCCACGGACCCCGAGGGCCUGAUUGAAGAGAGAAUGGGCGGGUGUCUGAGUGGCGGUCGGAGCUCGAAUGCUGCGAGUGGCACUGCAGCCGGAAAUGUCACAAGGCCAAAUUCAGGAAGGAAAAACCAUCCGCUCUGUCAUGAUACCAUACGCUGGAAGUCGGAUGUCCCACUCACUGAAGGACAGCUGCGAAGUAAGCGUGAUGAAUUCUGGGAUACAGCCCCAGCAUUUGACGGACGUAAAGAAAUUUGGGAUGCUUUACGGGCCGCCUCACUAGCCACUGAAGCUCAAGAUUUUGUCUUGGCCCAAGCAAUUCUUGACGGUGCCAAUAUAUCUGUUCCGAAUGGAUUCCUGACUGAGUGCUAUGAUGAACUGGGCACCAUGUACAAAGUCCCAGUUUAUUGCCUCUCAAAUCCAAUCAACAUGGUGAAAGAAGAUGGACGGGAGUCGCCUGCUGAAUUUUCAGAACCUGCCGACGGUGGAACUGAAGUAGUACUGAAAAUUCGGUUGUCAUCGAAUGGAGAGGAUGUCAAGCUGCCUGUUCUUUCUACUGACACGGUGGCCACUGCAAAGAAAAAGUUGCAGUGCCAAGAGGGGUUGGAACCCUCUAGACAAAGAUGGUUCUUUGGUGGGAAGCUGCUCAGCGACAAACUGCGAAUAGAAGAAGCCAAAAUUUUACCGGGGUAUGUGGUCCAGGUUAUUGUAAAUCCAGAACCUUUGUCUCGUGUGGAAAGCUGAAAGGUAGUUCCUUAUAUGUAAAUAUGGUUUUGUACAUCGAAACAUCACAUUACUGGUUGUUGACAUGUCUUUCUGUUGAUCGAUUCAGAAUUAUUGAAAACAAUCCACACUUAGGUUUUUAUUGUUAAAUUAAAUGGAUUUUUAAUUCUAUUUGCAUAAAAACUUCCCAAAUAUUUCCUGUUAACUGUUUAUCAAAGUAAGGAAGUGUUUUGUAUGAUAUGUUGUUACCAUACGGAAACAUGUGUUGUCCUACAUAGUAUGAUUUGUUAUUCCUUCAUAUUUUUUCUAUCAGUCUGAAUUGUAUAUGCUGUAAGUCUUAUUGGCCAGUGCCAUAGUAUUAGCUCUUUCUUGUGGCCUUUGCUGUAGUGUCAGGCAGUCUAUCACUACAGACAUCGCAAUGUGUUAAGAACCAUCUUCCACUCUGGUUUUUGGUUCUGUAGAUUGUUGUAUUUCAUCAUCUGCCUACAAAUUUUGGUAAAGUCCAGUCUGGUGUGGUAUUUCAAUCCUUGCAUUCUUUUUAUGUUUUUUAAAUUUAAUUUUUUUAUUGUUUGUUUAAUCAAUUUUAGUCAUCUAAAUUAUGAAUAUUCCCAGCCAAACUAUCACUGUGUUCUGUGCUCUCCGAUAAAUAUUUUUCUACCUUUGCACUUGUACUAUCAGAGAAAGUUAUUUAAUGUUUCUUAAUUGUUCUUUUUGUUGUUAACCACUUUGGAGAUUACCAACUUAAAUUCACCUUGUCAGGAAGCUCAACUCUUGAGUAAUGUUAACUAGCAGGAGACUUUUUCUUGUUUGUUUGGUUUUACUUGUAACUAGGAGUGUACUGAGUUUCAAGUAAACUAUUUAAUUUUUUGAAGUAUUUUUUUCUUUUCUUCUCUAUUUUCAAUGGUGCUCAGAGCAGAUGUCUAAGUGGGAUUCAGUAUAUCUUGAAUCACAAAUGAUUUCUUACUUAACUAGCUUCUAAUUUACGUCAUGAAGAAAUUUAUUGGUGCUCAAAAUAAUCUUAAAUAGGUUUACCAUUGCUGAGUUACAUCAUCUUUGUGGGAACCAUUGCCGCACAUUCAUUGCAUCAUCUUCCAAAGUAUUUUUGUCCAGUCACAAUUUGAUGUACUUUACGAAGUAUAGCUUAGGGAAGUAGCUUCUCAUAUCAUUGUUAAAAUAAGACCUUCUUUGUUUUUGUAUAGAGUACAGAGCGAACUGAAGUUGUGUGUUUAUUGCAAUCAAUUUUGGUUCAAUGGGCUGCAUGAUGACCGCUCCCAUUCAAUUCAACUUAAUUUGAUCAAAGCUGUGUAAUCUCUUCUUCUUUCUAGCUAGUGUCUUGUAUUUUUUAAGCAUAAAAGUGCAUUUCCUCUUUAAUACUAGUAGUAGUUUUCUGUAUGCUUGGAGCUUAUUAUAAAUGGUGUGGUUUUGUAAAGUAUGACUGUUGAUUCUUGUAUUGGAUGUUGUCAUGUUAUUCCAGAAGCAUACAUUAUUUAAUGUCCAAAGUUGCUUUACUUUAUAAUUUGUGUACUUAAGAAGUUUAUUAUUAUACUUUUGCUUAAGUGGAUUUUCAGAAAAGGAGAAUGAUAUGUGAUGAACUGCUGAAGUCCUUCAAAUUUUACUUCUAUCUCAGACGCUUAAGAAUUGUAUGUUGUUUCCUUGUAUGAUCGGCCUGAGAGUUUACUUAAGAUACAUUACAUCACAUCUCAUGCUAAGCUGUUAUAAAGUAACAGAAUUAGAACUGAUGCUACUAUUUCUUCAUCCAAUUUUAAAAAUAAACUAACAAAGAACGAGAA